AUGGCACUCCAAGAAGCUAGCGAAGCGUACCUGAUCGGACUAUUCGAGGAUACGAACUUGUGCGCGAUCCACGCUAUGCGAGUAACGAUCAUGCCGAAAGAUAUACAGCUGGCAAGACGUGAAAAGCCGUUUAAGUGUCCGCAUUGCCCCUUGGCGGCCCGUGAAAGGUCUACCCUAAGAUAG
Acanthoscelides obtectus is the source of this 183-nucleotide messenger RNA. NCBI's taxonomy places the organism in Eukaryota, Metazoa, Arthropoda, Insecta, Coleoptera, Chrysomelidae. The record is from the annotation of a GenBank genome assembly.